AUGGACCACAAAAAAAAUAUUCGUAAUAUGUCUGUUAUUGCUCACGUUGACCAUGGUAAAUCAACGCUAACGGAUUCUCUGGUAUCGAAAGCAGGUAUUAUAGCGGGAGCAAAAGCGGGCGAAACACGUUUUACGGACACACGUAAGGAUGAGCAAGAACGUUGCAUUACUAUUAAAUCAACCGCAAUUUCUCUUUUUUUCGAAUUAGAGGAAAGAGAUCUUGCUUUCAUCAAAGGUGAGAGUCAAGUGGAAGUCAAUACUGUCGAUGGCGUGCAGAAGAAACUUCCUGGCUUUUUGAUCAAUCUUAUUGAUUCUCCUGGCCAUGUUGAUUUUUCUAGUGAAGUAACUGCUGCAUUGCGUGUCACUGAUGGGGCCUUGGUUGUUGUUGACUGUGUUUCCGGUAAGUUGCCAAGUAUCGGAGCUGUUUCAAGUUUAAAUAAUUGUAGCGAUAAUGCGUUUCAUACGUUUUUGCUUGGUUAUAAAUUUCAAAUACUGCCGAGAGUCUGUGUGCAAACGGAGACUGUCUUACGUCAAGCUAUUGCUGAACGUAUAAAGCCCGUUCUGUUCAUGAACAAGAUGGACCGUGCUCUGUUGGAGCUGCAACUUGGUGCUGAAGAGCUCUACCAAACAUUUCAGCGUAUCGUAGAGAAUAUUAACGUUAUUAUUGCUACAUAUGGUGAUGAUGAUGGACCAAUGGGACCAAUUAUGGUUGAUCCAGCUAUUGGUAACGUUGGCUUUGGUUCAGGUUUGCAUGGCUGGGCUUUCACGUUAAAACAGUUCGCUGAAUUUUACGCGGAGAAAUUUGGAGUUCAGGUUGAAAAGCUGAUGCGUAACCUCUGGGGUGAUCGUUUCUUUAACAUGAAGACUAAAAAGUGGACAUCAACGCAAGAUGCUGAUAGUAAGCGUGGUUUUGUGCAGUUCGUACUUGAUCCGAUCUUCAAAAUGUUUGAUGCCGUAAUGAACGUCAAAAAAGAAGAAACAGCAAAAUUAAUUGAUAAACUUGGCAUCAAACUUGCGAAUGAUGAGAAAGAUCUAGAAGGGAAACCACUAAUGAAGGUUAUGAUGCGUAAAUGGUUGCCAGCGGGCGAUACAAUGCUUCAAAUGAUUUGCAUGCAUUUGCCAUCACCUGUUACUGCUCAAAAAUAUCGAAUGGAAAUGUUGUACGAGGGACCACAUGAUGACGAAGCUGCCAUCGCGAUAAGGAAUUGUGACCCGAAUGGUCCGUUGAUGAUGUAUGUUUCAAAGAUGGUGCCGACAUCGGAUAAAGGGCGUUUUUAUGCUUUCGGGCGUGUCUUCUCUGGAAAGGUUUCAACUGGAAUGAAGGCGCGAAUUCAGGGGCCGAAUUAUGUGCCUGGAAAAAAAGAAGAUUUGUAUGAGAAAACCAUUCAACGUACAAUUCUGAUGAUGGGACGUUAUGUGGAACCAAUUGAGGAUAUUCCAUCUGGUAAUAUAGCUGGUCUUGUAGGCGUUGAUCAAUACCUUGUGAAGGGUGGUACAAUAACAACAUACAGAGAUGCCCAUAAUCUUCGUGUUAUGAAAUUUUCGGUAUCACCCGUUGUGCGUGUUGCUGUGGAACCAAAGAAUGCUGGCGAUUUACCGAAACUGGUUGAAGGUCUGAAACGUUUAGCGAAAUCCGAUCCUAUGGUUCAAUGCAUAUUCGAGGAAUCAGGCGAGCAUAUUAUUGCUGGUGCCGGAGAACUUCAUUUGGAAAUUUGCUUGAAAGAUUUAGAAGAGGAUCACGCUUGUAUACCAAUUAAAAAGUCUGAUCCGGUUGUUUCAUAUCGUGAGACUGUGACUGAAGAAUCAGACCAACUGUGCCUUUCAAAAUCGCCUAACAAACAUAACCGUUUGUUCGCCAAGGCUGUGCCAAUGCCUGAUGGACUAGCGGAUGACAUCGAUAAGGGUGAAAUUAAUGCCCGUGAUGAAAUGAAAGCACGCGCUAAAAUUUUGGCUGAAAAAUAUGAAUAUGAUGUCACUGAAGCAAGGAAAAUUUGGUGUUUUGGUCCCGAUGGUACUGGUGCAAAUAUUUUGGUUGAUGUCACGAAAGGUGUGCAAUAUUUAAACGAAAUUAAGGAUUCAGUUGUGGCUGGUUUUCAGUGGGCUACAAAGGAAGGUGUUCUAUGUGACGAAAAUAUGCGUGGUGUUCGCUUCAAUAUACAUGAUGUAACAUUGCAUGCAGAUGCAAUUCAUAGGGGUGGUGGCCAGAUCAUUCCAACCGCUCGUCGUGUUUUCUAUGCAUCUGUAUUAACCGCUCAACCACGUUUACUAGAACCUGUUUAUCUCGUAGAAAUCCAAUGUCCUGAAAAUGCUGUAGGAGGUAUUUAUGGAGUUCUCAAUCGACGUCGUGGCCAUGUUUUUGAAGAAUCACAAGUAGCUGGUACUCCAAUGUUUAUUGUUAAGGCGUAUUUACCUGUCAAUGAGUCUUUCGGUUUUACGGCUGAUUUGCGUUCUAAUACGGGCGGCCAAGCAUUUCCGCAGUGUGUUUUUGAUCAUUGGCAAGUACUGCAGGGUAAUCCGCUGGAACCAAGCACAAAACCGGCUCAAAUUGUAGCUGAAAUUCGUAAACGUAAGGGUUUGAAGGAACAAAUACCUGGCUUGGAUAACUUCUUGGAUAAAAUUUAUGCUUAUCUAUUUGUCAAGAAUGAAUUUACUCAAAAAGAGCGGACAUUUUGUGUUAAUUACGAGCAAUGGCGAACGCAACAGAUAGCAAAGGAUGUUAAAGAUGCCGAGGUGUUACGGCUUGGUUGGUGGGGUGGAAUUGUUAACAAUACUAAUGUUUGCAAUGAAGGUAAAUCAGUCUUACUAGAGAAAAAAGCAGUAGCAUUGAAUUAUCGCCUGAAAAUUGAAGAUGGACAUUGUGCAAUUUCGUUUUUUAUGAAGAAUAUUAGCUUCAGGAAAGCCUUACAAUAUGAAGUAGACCAGUUGGCUUCAAAACAUGCCAGUGCUGCUAUUAUGCUUGUUGAUAAAGGUCAUAAAUAUUUCAGCAAAUGGGCAGAUUAUUUGUUUUCCGAAUUUUACGAUCCAGAUUUUAAUCAAUCCAUUAAACUGCCGACAUUUUUCAUGUACAGGACUACGUUCUUUGACGAAAUGCUGAAAUUGAGUAAUGAUAGAAGUGGAAAAGAAUUAUUACUGCAGUUCUAUAGACCGUUGAAUUCUCGGUGGGAUAUAUCCAUGUUAGUUAUUUGGUUCAUAGCUGUAUUUUGUGUUACAGUAGGUGGAUAUUGGGCAGCUCUCCGAAAAAUAAAUGAAGAGACUAGUACUUCUCGACAGACUCUGACUACUGAAAGCCAUGUACAAAAAUCAAGAAAUUGGUUAAAUGAUAAACAAACGACAACUUCAGCAAAUUGCUUAUUUAUUAUCAUUGUGAUGGCAAUUGUUAUUGGUAUUUUAAUGCUUGGUUUCUAUUUUCGUGGUGUUAUGGGUGAGUAA
This is a messenger RNA of Acanthocheilonema viteae, 3429 nucleotides long. The record is from the annotation of a GenBank genome assembly. Lineage: Eukaryota; Metazoa; Nematoda; Chromadorea; Rhabditida; Onchocercidae.